Messenger RNA from Hibiscus syriacus, 926 nucleotides. RefSeq names its product chromatin remodeling protein SHL-like. The coding region runs from base 133 to 804 and encodes 223 amino acids. The transcript has 5 exons. The record is from RefSeq and is a predicted model, not a curated record. Gene Ontology annotation, molecular function: chromatin binding. Lineage: Eukaryota; Viridiplantae; Streptophyta; Magnoliopsida; Malvales; Malvaceae.
ACUCCUACAUCUUGAAAAUCUUGCAAAUUUACUCUCUCUCUUGUCCUUGUGCAUGCCUUUGUAGUCUGUAUUGUAUUUUCUCUGAAACAAUUGCCGUUUAGUUUCCUUUGUUCUGUUAUCUCUUCUUCUUCCAUGGCCAAAGUUAGAGCUCCGAGGAGACCCCUAGAGUCUUACACAGUCAAACACAUCAGCAAAACAAUUAAAGCUGGGGAUUGCGUGUUGAUGAGACCGGCGGAUCAGUCAAACCCUCAAUACGUGGCAAGAAUCGAGCGGAUCGAUGUUGACGCACGUGGGCGAAAUGUGAAGGUGCUUGCCAGGUGGUACUACAGGCCGGAGGAGUCGAUUGGAGGGCGGAGACAGUUCCAUGGAUCUAAGGAGCUCUUUUUGUCUGAUCAUUACGACGUGCAAAGCGCCGAUACCAUAGAAGGAAAGUGUACGGUCCAUAGUUUCAAGAACUACACCAAGCUUGAGGCAGUCGGGAAUGAUGAUUUCUUCUGUCGUUUCGAAUAUAAUUCCUGCACUGGUGCUUUCAACCCGGACCGCGUGGCCGUUUAUUGCAAAUGCGAGAUGCCUUACAAUCCUGAUGAUCUAAUGGUUCAGUGUGAAGGUUGCAGUGACUGGUUUCAUUCUGCUUGUAUAGAAAUGACGGCGGAGGAAGCCAAAAGACUUGACCACUUCUUUUGCGAGAGUUGUUCUUCUGAAGGUGGAUACAAAACGACGCCGGAGGUGAAUGAGAAAAGUACACAAAACCUAGCAUUUCAGUCACGAUGCAGUAGGAGUGGAGACGAAUCCAUAACCUCGUAGUUCAUAAUCCUUGAGUCGACAUAAACUGGUUUGAAAACUUAUGCUCUGUUUAUAUCGUGUUGAGGUCGGUCAGUGGGAGUGAACAAUGUGUUUAGUGAUGGAUCAUAACUGUCAUCACCCCU